AAAGCAGUAUUUGUAUAUAUAUUGCACAGGGCCUGAAAUAUAAUUCCUUUAUGCUGGGGGGAAAAGUAUGAUGUAAAGCAACUUUACUCGGACAUGAACUAUUAGAUGCACGAUUUGAUUUAGAGAAAUAGAAAUAGAAUUAAAAAAAAAAAAAAGCAUCUAUGCUUUUACUCUUUUGUGCUGUUCUCUUCUAAAUCACAAUCCACUUUACUGGUAGGACUCAUGUAGUUUGGAUCUUCUAACUGCUUGUAAUCCAGCACCAAUUGUAUUGUUGAUGAUUUCACUUGUGAAGACCAGACUGAAACGCCGGUUAAGGUUGAAAGGCAUGACUAGCAUGACAUUUUGUUAGGACGGGCAUGCUGGAUGACAUGAGGCACAUCUUGUAUAAAUAGUACAAAACCUCGUUCAGUAAUUUUCACUAGCAAUAAGCAAAUCAAAGAUAAGAUGAAGGUGUUUAGGUCAGGGAUUCGGGUUCUGCCAUUAUUACUGGUUUUGUUGAUCAUGACAGGUUUGGUUGCAGGAGGGCAAGGCACUCCUUGCACAAGAACCUUCUUCUCUGCAUUGGUGCAGCUCAUACCUUGCAGGGCAGCAGUUGUUCCUUUUAGUCCAUUUCCACCAGGUGAAGCAUGCUGCAAUGCCAUUAGGAUUCUAGGACAGCCAUGUUUAUGCUUACUAGCGAAUGGUCCUCCAAUAUCUGGCAUAGAUCGUGACAUGGCCUUGCAGCUUCCGGCAAAGUGUGCUGCUAACUUUGAACCAUGUGAGAUCAUGAAAUGAAGUUCAAGCUUGAAAGAGCUAGAAUGAGCAAGCUUAUUAAAAGAAAUAUUGUUAUAUAUUAGGAUUAAUCUACCACAUAUCCUUCUAAGUUCUUACAAUAAGAUGUUGCAUGGCUUAUAAUCUUUCUCGUCAUUUGCAUUACUCUCAGUUUCACAAGUAAUUGUCCAUGUCAUGAAUCCCCUUGUAUGUUCUUCAACAGCAUCCAUAUAAAUUAAAUCUGGCAAUCAUGUGCUCCUCUGAUAUGAAUCUUUCAUACAAGGUUUAGAACAUA
Molecule: messenger RNA, 1045 nt
Organism: Prosopis cineraria
Lineage: Eukaryota; Viridiplantae; Streptophyta; Magnoliopsida; Fabales; Fabaceae
Product: non-specific lipid transfer protein GPI-anchored 9-like
Exons: 2
Coding region: 445-774 (109 amino acids)
Biological process (GO): systemic acquired resistance
Molecular function (GO): fatty acid binding
Source: RefSeq, a predicted model, not a curated record